AGCAAAGACCCUAUAGAAGAGCUCUGCUAUAGGAUCUUUGCUCGGGAGUGUGGUGGAGGAGCGAGGCAGGCUGGGAGAAAAGGUCGGCGAAAAAAAAAAAUUGACGUGGUGUCUGGAGGAGGGUUUACGUCAGGAGAAGCGCCCCUGUGUGUGUGUGUGAAAAAAAAAACUGGUACUUAGAGAGGGGCAGAGGAAGAAGGAGUCCGAAAUAUCUUAAAUAGCAUCGAGCGAAGGGCUUUGUUAUUUGGCGGAGGCGAUUCCAACGACAGAUGAAAUUUCAAUGGCCUGGCAUGGACGUCAUAUCAUAUUUCAAUAGAAUGUGCUGAAUCUGACAAGCUUGUAAAACUGAAGUCGAGCGGAGAGGAUCUAGUUUUGUUUAAGUGGUCAAGAACAUAUUUGAAUUCUUUUCAGCUAUGCACGGAAGCUCGCGGUCGGUGAGUAAAGUGGAGCAAAGUAACCAGAGUCCUGGACGCUCACCAAGACUACCAAGGUCACCACGACUGGGCCACCGGCGAACAAACAGCAGUGGAGGCAAUUCUGGUGCUAAUGCUGGUAGCGGUGGUGGGAAAACUUUGUCCAUGGAGAAUAUCCAGUCACUGAAUGCUGCAUAUGCUACAUCCAGCCCCAUGUAUUUAAGCGAUCAUGACCAUGUUGGUGUAGAUUCGCCCAAGACGACAAUGACAUUGGGUAGAGCUUCUGGACGCUUACCAUUCGGUGUUAGGAUGAAUACCAUGGGAAGCAGUCCAAACAUUGCCACAACUGGUGUGGCUAGUGAUGCCAUAGCUUUUGGAGAACACCACCUACCGCCAACAAGCUUAGCCUCUACUGUACCACAUUCAUUGCGGCAGGCAAGGGAUAAUACAAUUAUGGAUCUGCAGUCACAAUUGAAAGAAGUCCUUCGUGAGAACGAUCUGCUUCGAAAAGAAGUUGACAUGAAAGAGGGAAAGCUCAGCUCUUCCAUGAACAGUAUCAAAACUUUUUGGAGUCCAGAGCUGAAGAAGGAGCGAGCACUUCGUAAAGAUGAGGUGGCAAAGAUGACUAUUUGGAAAGAGCAAUUUCGAGUUCAACAGGAUGAAAACCAGCACCUUCAAAUGACUAUUCAAGCAUUGCAGGAUGAACUCCGAAUCCAGCGGGAUCUGAACCAACUCCUUCAGCAGGACAACAGCAUCCGAACCAGUGAACCAUUUGUCAUUGAGUUGACUGAGGAGAAUUUCCAUCAUCUUCACACUGAACAUGAACGUCAGGCGAAGGAGCUAUUCCUAUUGCGCAAGACUUUGGAGGAAAUGGAGUUGCGCAUUGAGACUCAGAAACAAACCCUUAGUGCCCGCGAUGAGUCAAUUAAAAAACUCCUGGAAAUGUUACAGAGCAAAGGACUUUCCUCAAAGGUGACAGAAGAGGACCAUGAGCGAAUAAGGCGACUAGCUGAAGCAGAGAUGCUUGUGAACCAGUUAGAAAACAUCCUUGAUCAAAAAGAUAAAGAAAAUCAUCAGCUAAGAGAAGAUAUUCAGCGGAGAUGCGAAGUGGCUCCAGACUCUGCCAAGACGAAGGCCUUACAAACUGUUGUUGAAAUGAAGGACAGUAAAAUUUCUUCACUUGAGCGGAAUAUUCAAGAUCUAGAUGAUGAGAUACAUAUGCUCAAGUCAAAUGGAGCACUGAGCACUGAGGAGAGAGAAGAAGAGAUGAAACAGAUGGAAGUAUACAGGAGCCAUUCCAAGUUUAUGAAAAAUAAGGUCGAACAACUGAAAGAUGAGCUAAAUUCCAAAGGGGCCCUGACCGAAGAGCUAAGAAAAAAAGCGACUGCUCUCCAGAUCGAGGUUGAUCAAGUGAAACAGGAGCUUUGCAGAAAGGAGACAGAUCUACUUGCUAUGCAGACCAAACUUGAAAUGUUGGCAAACCAAUUUUCAGACAGCAAGCAGCAUGUGGAGGUGCUCAAAGAAUCGCUUACGGCAAAGGAACAGAGAGCUGCCAUACUGCAAACGGAGGUGGAUGCAUUGCGUCUACGCCUUGAAGAGAAGGAAAGCAUGUUGAAUAAGAAGUCUAAGCAGAUGCAAGAGAUGGUUGAAGAGAAGGGGACCCUAGCUGGAGAGGUUCAUGAUAUCAAGGACAUGAUGGAAGUUAAAGAACGUAAAGUUGUCGUCUUGCAGAAAAAGAUUGAGAACCUCCAGGAACAACUGAGGGAUAAAGAGCGGCAAAUGAACAGUUUAAAGGAUCGUGUAAAAUCAUUGCAGACUGACACCACCAAUACAGAUACUGCCCUAACUACCCUUGAGGAAGCUCUUGGAGAGAAGGAGAGAAUAAUUGAACGGCUUAAAGACCAAAGAGAAAGGGAUGAAAGAGAAAAACAAGAAGAAAUGGAUAGCUACAAGAAAGAGUUAAAAGAAAUUAAAGAAAGAGUCACUGGUCUCCAAGGAGAUCUCUCGGAAAAGGAGUCAGUGUUACUAGACCUCAAAGAUCAUGCCUCGUCUUUGGCGUCAUCUGGAUUGAAGAAGGAUUCCAAGCUAAAAACACUGGAGAUGGCUCUUGAGCAAAAGAAGGAGGAAUGCAAUAAAUUAGAACAGCUACGCAAGACCCUGGAGACGACAAACGAGGGACGAGCCGGUGCUGAUCUCAAUGAGCGUAUCCAGCAAUUGGAGGUGGUGGUGGCACAGUACAGAGAGGAAGCGAACAAAGGCCAAGCAGAAGUAGACAGACUACUUGAGAUCUUAAAAGAAAUGGAAAAUGAAAAAAAUGACAAAGAUAAAAAGAUAGCAGAGCUGGAGAAGCAAAUGAAGGAACAAAGCAAGAAAGUGGCCAACCUAAAGCAUAAAGAACAGGUGGACAAGAAAAAGAAUGCCCAGCUGUUAGAGGAGGCACGUCGAAGGGAAGAUAAUUUAGCUGAUGGCUCCCAUCAGCUUCAGGAUACUUUACGACAAAAAGAUGACCGUAUUGAAGAAUUAGAGGAGGCUUUACGAGAAAGUGUACAGAUUACAGCAGAACGUGAGAUGGUCUUGGCACAAGAAGAAGCUGCAAGGAAUGAUUCUGAGAAACAGGUGGAAGAGUUAAUGACAGCGAUGGAAAAAGUGAGACACGAACUGGAACUGAUGAAGACUAAGCUGUCCUCUACCCAGCAGUCCCUCGCAGAAAAAGAAGCUCACCUCACAAACCUGCACGCUGAGAGACGGAAGCAUCUCGAAGAAGUCCUUGAAAUGAAGCAAGAAGCACUACUCGCAGCCAUCAGUGAGAAGGACGCUAAUAUCGCCCUGCUGGAGCUCUCCUCAUCGAAGAAAAAGAAGACGCAGGAGGAGGUGACGUCACUGAAGAGGGAGAAGGACAGGCUGGUGCAGCAGCUCAAGCAGCAGACCCAGAACAGAAUGAAGCUGAUGGCCGAUAAUUAUGAGGAGGACCAUUUGAAAUCUUCAGCACAAGCCGAGCAAACCAACCAUAAACCCUCUCCAGAACAGAUCGUCCAGUCACUAUUAGAACUGAACCAGAAUCGCAGUAAACUGAAGCUGUACAUAGGACACCUCAUGGCUUUGUGUCAGGACCGUGACUCACAGAUUCUUCAAGGAUUGACACCACCUCCAGCGUAUGGUGGCAUUGAUAACAACAGGGCAAUGUGGGAGGAAGCACUGCAGAAGAUGACCUCAGAGCAGCUGAACGCUGAGCUUGAACAGUGUGAGAAAGAAAGUUCCCAACUUCAGGACUACGCCAACACCAUCCUCCAGCAGAUUGCCGACCACUGCCCUGACAUCCUUGAACUGGUAGUCAAUGCCUUGGAAGAAUCUUCGUGAGUCCCCGUGAUUGGACAUCAGUGCUGAGCUAAGAAAGAAAAAUGUUGCUGUCGAUUUUUUUAGAAUUUGUAUUUGUUUCUUUAAAAUUUCUUACGGUCACGUGACAUGGAUCACACUUACUGCAAAUAAAUGUUCUAUGCAAAUUUUGAUAACAGAAAAGGCAAGGCACCAAGUUACAGCUGUUUCCGUUGAACCCUUUAGAUCCUAAAAUAACUGUAAACCCCCUUAGUGUUAAAUCCACAAAGGGGUGUGAGGAUAUGGAAUUUCAUAACUCUCUUACAAUUGCUUGAGUUUUGUAUUAUUACUACUAAGUUCUCUGUCUUGGGCACACGAACUGCAAUUAUUCCAAUGACACCUACAUUGGCUCAUUGUCACAGUAGCCCUCUGGAAAAUAGACAUGUUCCAUUCUAUAUCUUAUCGCACAAGGUUCUCCAUGGUUCCUGGCUUGAGUUUAACAAAGUGCAAAAAAACAGAAUAAUAGGGCCCAAUAGGUCUUGUUAUAUAGCAGUAUUUUGAUGACUAGCUCAGUCUAACUCUACAAAAAUGCUGUCAUCAAUUCUGUGGAGCAGUGAUUCAAACAAAGUAUUAAUCUUUUCAAUUGGUGUGCCUGAGCUGGAAUCCCAAUAGAACAGAUUAUUCUUUCUUAUUUUUACUGGUUUCCUCAAAGGGCCUUGAUACUUGAAAAUAUUUCAUGUCAUUUAUUUUAGGUUCUAAAGGGUUGUCGCAAUGCACUAACAGAAUCUUCCCGGCCCACUGCAGCUCUGGGUGGCAUCAGCACUGUUAAUUCCUAUGGUGCAUAAGUACAGCAAACUACGGUUAUACAUUCUAAAGUAAAACUGGUGUUUAGCAACGACAUGGAACCUCCAUUCUCUGCCACAGAGUGCAAUGGAAAUUGGCAGACAAGCAAAAACCACCAAAUUUUGGCUUUAGCCGUAUAAUGCGAAAACACAUUCAGGCUGAAGCAUGAAGCAGCACAUAUGUAAAUAAUAUGAAUUGCAUGGACUGUCUUUAUGAUGUGCGACUUAUGCUAUUCAUUAGGAGAGUAUAGUUAGUGGGCUGCAAUACAAGUUUAUCUCUCAUGCAACCAAUUGGCCUUUGGCAAAUUCUAACACAUAAUUAGGAAGACAAUGUUUAAUUGAAGUGUAGAUAACAGAGGUCACGUCGUGUGCAUAAAGACACUUGUAACUUAACUCCGCACAAAGCAAAUACUUAAAGCACAGCACUGCCAAAACUGUACUUGUCAGUCCAUCUAAAGGAACUUUGCAUUUGUGGACGACAUCCCCCUCUCCGACAGUACACUCUUAAAAUAUUUGUCUCCUUUGCAACACUAUAUUGUGAUUUACUAGUGCAAUUGAUGCCACUUUUUAAUGCAUGGUUUUAGUUGUUCCACAGUGCCACCAGGGCAUUGAGAAGGUUGGGAAUUUGAAUUGUCAUAGCCUUUUAACACUAGACAAGUGUUGUCCAAAUGAGGGCAGAUCUGUCACCAAUUUUUGAUAAGACUCCUUUGAGAGGAAUGAGCAGCCAAGGACACUGUCAUUGUAGUGGAGUUCAAAUAGCGGUGAAUGAAAUCCAUUCUGAGAAAAUGCCCUGGUAAUCUGCUUUACGUUUGAUCAAUUUUAUACAUACAUUAUUCCAAAUAUUCUUGUUAGAUCAAUGGUCUGAAUUCUGUAGAACGACAUAAUGUUUUGAUAUUUACAUUGUUACAAUGACUAGGUCACUUUAAUUCAAUGCCUUAAACAUUAAACAUUCAAGCUAUGUGCUGGGCAUUUCCUCUUCAGGUAAUAUUUAGUAUUAAUUAGUAAACCUGAAGUUUAGGUGAUAUGCUGUUGUUUGCUCAUGUAAAAAUAUAGCAAUUCAGAAUCAGAGUCCCCAAGAGUCUGAAUGAGCGAUAGAUGACUGACACAGCAAACAACAGUGUUUCGAGUUACACUUAAGAAAUAAAUAGGAAUAGUUUUGUGCAGAAGACAGCCAUUAAAAUAGCUAUUGAAUCAUAGUCAAUUAAAGUUUGAAGCUGAAAUUAGAGAGUUGAAAAAUUCAAACCACUAAUAAGGAAUCAAAGACAUAGGGUUAUACUGCAUGGAAAAGGAGCCCUCUGGUUCAUUGAAACCAUACUAACCAUCAUACAUCCAUGAGGCAGAAGCACAUUUAGUUACAUCUGUAUCAAGGCUGUUAUUAUACAACAUUUUAUGAAUGUCACUUUCAGUAUUUCAUUUGAAAAAUUCUAUGCAAACAAAUACUAAGCUUAGCCUCUGAUGCUUUUUGUUAACUGAUUAAAAUAAAUUAUAACAAUGCUCUAAAACAUGCAUAUAUGUCUCACAAAGUCUCAAAUCUGUGUGCUAGAUUUGCAUUAAUAAUCGACUGCUAAAAGUGGACACUUAUUUUUAAACCGUUCUGGCCACAUAAUGAUAUUCUGUAAAUUGAGAAAAAAUAUUUCUUAUUAGAUCUAAUUCCUGCUUAGCAUAUAUCCCAUGAACAUGCUUGGGGAAAGGUGGUGUACAGCAAUAUAUACAGUUAUUCAAUGUGCCUAGAGUUAGUGUGUGCAGGUAUAUUGGAUCACAGUAGAGUGUACAAAUACACUAAACUUUGGUCAAGUAUACAGAUGCACUGGACUAUGUUACGGUCUACAGAUACAUUGGAUCGUGCUGGAGUAGGCUGGACUGUGGUAAGAUAGACAGAUACGUAUGCUUGGCUGUAGUAGGGUGGACAGAUGGGCUUGGCCAUGGUAGGGUCUAUAGACAUGGAUGCCCAUGGCUGGAGGUACAGAUAUGCUGGACUAUGAAGCUCAGUUUAUGAUGCACUGAUACAUUGGGUGCUGGUUUCUAUUAAGAGAUGGAAUAUGUGAUUUAUUAGCAAGAAUUUUACAGCACAGAUGGCAUAUGACAAUGUU
Leucoraja erinaceus (little skate) is the source of this 6657-nucleotide messenger RNA. RefSeq names its product ELKS/RAB6-interacting/CAST family member 1b (gene erc1b). The coding region runs from base 414 to 3770 and encodes 1118 amino acids. The transcript has 19 exons. Gene Ontology annotation, cellular component: cytoskeleton of presynaptic active zone. The record is from RefSeq and is a predicted model, not a curated record. NCBI's taxonomy places the organism in Eukaryota, Metazoa, Chordata, Chondrichthyes, Rajiformes, Rajidae. Gene Ontology annotation, biological process: maintenance of presynaptic active zone structure; regulation of synaptic plasticity; neuromuscular synaptic transmission. Gene Ontology annotation, molecular function: structural constituent of presynaptic active zone.